AACGAGAGAAACACUCCACUUUCAAACACUAGGAUUUGGGCCCGGGACCCAUAGACAGGACAAGAAGAGAGUGGGAUGGCCUGGUACAUCCUCUACCUCCUGAACCUUCUCUGGGCUGUGGCUGGGACCAGCACCCAAACCCAGGGCUCAUGUUCUGUCCCCCCAGCACAGCAGCCCUUGGUUAAUGGCAUACAAGUGCUCAUGGAGAACUCUGUGACCAGCUCAGCCUUCCCAAAUCCCAGCAUCCUGAUCGCCAUGAAUCUAGCCGGAGCCUACAAUGUGGAGGCCCAGAAGCUCCUGACUUACAAGCUCAUGGCCAGUGACAUAGCCGACCUGACCAUUGGCCAGCUUGCCCUUACUGUCAUGGCCCUCACCUCCUCCUGCCGAGACCCUGGGAAUAAAGUUUCGAUUCUACACAGACAAAUGGAAAACUGGGCUCCUUCAAGCCCCAAUGCUCAGUCUUCAACCUUCUACGGGCCCAGUCUGGCGGUCCUGGCACUGUGCCAGAAGAACCCUGAGACAACCUUACCCAUAGCAGUCCGCUUUGCCAAGAUCCUGCUGGCCAAUUCCUCCCCCUUCAACACGGACACAGGAGCAAUGGUGAUCUUGGCUCUGACUUGUAUGUACAACAAGAUCCCAGUAGGUUCAGAGGAAGGUUACAGAAGUCUGUUUGGUCAGGUACUAGAGGACGUCGUGGAGAAUAUUAGCAUGAAGAUCAAAGACAAUGGCAUCAUUGGAGACAUCUACAGUACUGGCCUUGCCAUGCAGGCUCUCUCCGUGACACCUAAGCACCCUCCCAAGAAGUGGAACUGCAAGAAGACCAUGGACACAAUACUUAAGGAGAUUGAGCUGGGGAAAUUCCACAAUCCCAUGUCCAUUGCCCAAAUCCUCCCUUCCCUGAAAGGCAAGACAUACCUAGAUGUGCCCCAUGUGUCUUGUAUCCCUGGUCAUGAAGGGCAACCAACCCUGCCCAGCCAAACCAACCCUGCUCCCACCUCAGCAUCCAACAUCACCAUCAUAUACACCAUCAAUAACCAGCUGAGGGGGGUGGAGCUGCACUUCAAUGAGACCAUCAAUGUCAGUGUGAAAGCUGGAUCGGUGCUACUUGUUGUCCUAGAGGAAGCCCAGCGCAGAAGCUCCAUGUUCAAAUUUGAAACCACAAUGACAUCUUGGGGCCUUGUUGUCUCCUCCAUCAAUAAUAUUGCUGAAAAUGUUCAUCAUAGGACCUACUGGCAAUUCCUUAGUGGCAAAACACCUUUGAAUGAAGGCGUUGCUGACUACAUACCCUUCAACCAUGAGCACAUCACAGCCAAUUUCACACAGUACUAAGGACGAAGUGGCUUCAGGUUCUCUCAAACACCUUCAAAGGAUGAUGGAAUUUUUGUUCAUUUCAUUUCAAAUCUACGCCAAAAGGUGGAAAUCUACAAUGCUCCCAUAUUCCUGGUAAAAAAACAAAAAACAAAAAACAAAAUCAUGGAAAACACUGUGUAGAAUAAAUGAUUCAAACUUC
Molecule: messenger RNA, 1510 nt
Organism: Acinonyx jubatus (cheetah)
Lineage: Eukaryota; Metazoa; Chordata; Mammalia; Carnivora; Felidae
Gene: CBLIF
Product: cobalamin binding intrinsic factor
Exons: 9
Coding region: 76-1329 (417 amino acids)
Biological process (GO): cobalamin transport
Molecular function (GO): cobalamin binding
Source: RefSeq, a predicted model, not a curated record